This is a messenger RNA of Manduca sexta (tobacco hornworm), 1451 nucleotides long. RefSeq names its product RNA-binding protein with serine-rich domain 1-A. Lineage: Eukaryota; Metazoa; Arthropoda; Insecta; Lepidoptera; Sphingidae. Gene Ontology annotation, cellular component: cytoplasm; nucleoplasm; ASAP complex. Bases 140 to 1024 code for a protein of 294 amino acids. The transcript is spliced from 7 exons. Gene Ontology annotation, biological process: mRNA splicing, via spliceosome. Gene Ontology annotation, molecular function: RNA binding. The record is from RefSeq and is a predicted model, not a curated record.
UUCUCCUUAAGGAGUAAAUCAAACCAAAAAAAAACAAUUUGUCUAUGCUACUAUGGUGGUCUAUGGAGAAAGACGCCAAGACAAUUUUUUAACCCAAACUCAAUCAUUUAUCCAUUAAUUUUAUACGUGAUUAAUUGAAAUGGCUCGAAAUAAAUCACCAUCGGCGACUUCCGAUAAAGACAAAAAGAAACCAAAGGAAAACAAGAAGAAAAAAGGCGAUUCUGGAUCCAGCAGUAGUGAUAGUAGUGGCAGUUCUUCGGAGAGCAGCUCGUCGCGGUCGUCGUCCCGGUCGUCGUCGAGCAGCUCGGGCAGCUCGUCACGCUCGUCCUCGUCGUCCAGCUCGUCAAGCAGCAGCAGCAGUAACAACGACCGUUCCAGACCAAAGAAGAAGUCUUCACCUCACAAGAGCCCCAUUAAGGAUCGCCGUGAACCAGACAGAGAAAAAGUAAGAGACCGUUCACCGAUUGGUGAUAAGAAAAAACUUGCAUUGCCAGCAUCUAAUGAUAAGAAUAAAGUUAAGGAUAAGCAUGAAAGAUCUCCGGGUCGUAAGAAACGCGAACGCUCACCGCCGCCGCGACCAACGCGUAUUCACAUUGGGCGUCUAACAUUGAAUGUCAGUAGAGAUCACAUUCAUGAAAUAUUUUCAACAUAUGGGAGUGUAAAGGCAGUAGAGUUCCCGAUGGACAGAUUACACCCUCACAAUGGGCGUGGAUAUGCAUAUGUCGAAUUCAGUAAUGCUGAUGAAGCAGAAAACGCGAUGAAACACAUGGAUGGAGGGCAAAUCGAUGGGCAAGAGAUCACGGCGGCGCCUGUAUUGAUUCCGUCGCGUCCACGCCGACCCUCACCACGCCCGAUGCCGCCCAGACACGCCCCACCCCGACGACACUCGCCACCACGGUACAGACGGCGCAGCCCUGCGCCGCGGCGCCGGUCGCCGAUCCGCCGCCGCCGCACUCGGUCGCGGUCGCCGCGCGCAGCGCCUCGCCGCCGCCGCUCCAGGUCCUCCUCAUCUUCCUCCCGAUAGCGUCCUAUACUCACGAUGCACACACACGGACACUUACAUACAUACACACAAACACAAAUAUGCCACAGUACUUGAAGGUAUCCACAUACAUAAAUCUCUGGCUGUGACACAUUCCAGAACCUACACAAGGUAAGUAUGUCCGUUUCCCCUUAUUACAAUACAAGCUUGGUGUGCAACUUGAUCCAAAACUGUGAGCAGGUAAGUAUGAGGUGACUUUACUUGAUUGAGUAACCAUCUUUGAACAUAUUCUAAUUAUAUAUUUCUUGUUUAUAAAAGCCUGCAAAAUGGGAACUAAGCUGAGUGAGUGAUUGGUGGGAAAUGAACUGUACCUAUGACUGAAUUAGUGGUGUGCUGAUGUAAUAAUUCUGGUAUAAUGUUUAUGUAAAAGGACAUUUGAUUACUGUUUAAUAAAUUGUAACAUUAAUAA